Molecule: messenger RNA, 1051 nt
Organism: Nicotiana tabacum (common tobacco)
Lineage: Eukaryota; Viridiplantae; Streptophyta; Magnoliopsida; Solanales; Solanaceae
Source: RefSeq, a predicted model, not a curated record
GAGUGCAUUCCCAAGUCAUGUUAAGUUGUAUAUUCAGAAUGAUGCCGUGGCUGCUCUAGCAAGUGGCACGAUGGGAAAACUUCAUGGCUGUGUUUUAAUAGCUGGUACAGGAAGCAUUUCUUAUGGAUUUACUGACGAUGGAAGAGAAGCUCGGGCCGCGGGUGCAGGGCCUGUUUUGGGUGAUUGGGGGAGUGGCUAUGGGAUUGCUGCUCAAGCAUUGAUUGCAGUGAUGAGGGCUCAUGAUGGUCGAGGUCCACAAACAAUGCUUUCGAGUUGUAUUCUACAGUCACUAGGUCUUUCUUCUCCGGACGAACUAAUAGGGUGGACCUAUGCGGAUCCAUCUUGGGCUCGCAUUGCAGCACUUGUUCCAGUAGUUGUAUCCUGUGCAGAGGAUGGAGAUCAACUUGCAGACGAGAUCUUACAUAAUGCAGUUCAAGAAUUGGCUAUAAGUGUCAAAGCUGUUGUCCAAAGACUACGCUUGGCCGGGGAAGAUGGAAAAGGUUCCUUCCCUGUUGUUAUGGUUGGAGGCGUACUUGGAGCCAACAAUAAAUGGAAUAUAGGGAAUGAAGUCACUAAUUCUAUUUUAAAGACUUAUCCUGGAGCUUGUGUAAUUAGACCAAAGGUAGAGCCUGCAGUUGGAGCUGCUUUAUUGGCCUUAAAUUUCUUGAUGAAAGAAACAGUAGCUAAUGGCCAUAGUUGACACCUGAUUGUACAUAGCUAACUGUGUUAACUGUAUAAUCAUUGAAGUUCUCUUUAAUCGGUGGUUCCAAUUCUGGGAGGGCAUGUCCUUGGAUCAUGGUACUGUACUUGCCUUCUCUUUCCAUUGCAUAUGCAGACUGCUAAAAAUGAUCUGUUAUUCAAAUGAACGUUGCACCAACUUGUUGUAACAUAUCUUUGUUUCCUAAGUUGGGCAGUCUUUUGGUGCUGGAGGAGAGGGAAGGAGAUUGUUUGGUCAUAGUUGCAUUUGUAUUGCUGAUGGUUAUAUAGAAUUCAUAACUGAUCAGUAUGUUAUGUAAUCUCUUUUAUAGCAUUCUCUGUUGAGAUAAAUCCA